AUGAAACUAAGAAAGGUUGAUAUAAUCUCUACAGAGUUUAUCAAACCAAUUUCUCCCACUCCAUAUCACCUUAGAUGCUUGGAUUUCUCCAUUUUGGAUCAAUUAUCUCCACUAAUGACUGUUCCUUUCAUUCUAUAUUAUCCUCUUCCUAAAGAACUAGACCUACAGCAUGCUAAGGCUACAAAUUUAUCAAGAUUGUUACUACUCAAGAAAUCCUUGUCCCAAACACUUGCUCGCUUUUACCCUUUUGCUGGAAGAAUCAAUCGCGAUUACACUUCAAUAAAUUGCAACGAUAACGGGGUACCUUUUUCCGAAGCUUUUGCCCAUGAUUACCAUCUUGACGAGAUUCUUGAACAACCUAAUUCUUUUAUGAAGCUACUUCGACGUUUCCUCCCCUACGAGGAAUCAUUACUUUCUCCAACCAUUCCGAUGCUCGUCCAAGUGACAUUCUUCGAAUGUGGAGGGAUGACUAUUGGAAUUUGUGCUUCACAUAAGAUUACAGAUGCACCAACCUUGAACACUCUUAUAAAUGGUUGGGCCAUUGCUGCUCGUCGCAAUCCCAAAGCCAAGAUCUUGGAAUUUGUGCCCACCGCAAAAUUCUUGCCACCUGUUGAUAAUAAUCAACCACAAUUGUUGUUCUUGCAACCUGAAAAAGUAAAUAAUGUCACGAAAAUUUUCUUCUUUGAUGCUUCGUGUAUUGCGAGUCUCAAGGCUAAGACUGUUAGCGAUAGUGUACUAGUGCCAACUCGUGUUGAAGCAUUGUCAGCUCUGAUUUGGAAAUGUGCCAUGGCAACUUUGUCAUCAAAGAAGGAAAAAUCGUCACUUUUGGUCCAUACAGUUAACUUACGAAAACGACUCGUCGUUCCCUUACCAAGUGAUUGCAUGGGAAAUGCCAUCGCGUUGUUCAAGUCAAUAUACAAGGAGAACGACACAAUGGACCUGCCCGGUUUGGUGACUUUACUACGAAAAGGAUUAUUAGAAUUUCGUGACAAAUAUGAAAACAAAUGUAGAGGGCACGAGGUGAUAUUGGGGAUGGUAAAUGAUGCAAAAGAGAUAGGAGCUCAUAUCAAAAGAGAUGAUAUGGAGAUGUACAAUUUCACAAGUUGGUGUCGAUUUCAAUUUUAUGAUGCGGACUUUGGGUGGGGAAGUCCGUCAUGGGUGAGUCGAAUUGAAUUCGAAGCCAAGAAUCACGUCCUAUUUAUAGACACAAAAAGUGGUGGUGGAAUUGAGGCAUGGGUAUCCUUGGACAAGGCAUUGAUGGAGAUUUUUGAACAAGAUAUUGAGCUCCUGAAUGGAUGUGGAGUGCUCUGA
Messenger RNA from Lycium barbarum (goji berry), 1311 nucleotides. RefSeq names its product vinorine synthase-like. The coding region runs from base 1 to 1311 and encodes 436 amino acids. The transcript has a single exon. The record is from RefSeq and is a predicted model, not a curated record. NCBI's taxonomy places the organism in Eukaryota, Viridiplantae, Streptophyta, Magnoliopsida, Solanales, Solanaceae.